Messenger RNA from Ictidomys tridecemlineatus (thirteen-lined ground squirrel), 2131 nucleotides. RefSeq names its product clusterin like 1 (gene Clul1). NCBI's taxonomy places the organism in Eukaryota, Metazoa, Chordata, Mammalia, Rodentia, Sciuridae. Gene Ontology annotation, cellular component: nucleus. Gene Ontology annotation, molecular function: misfolded protein binding. The record is from RefSeq and is a predicted model, not a curated record.
UUUUUUUUCUCUCCUUGGUACUUUCCUCUGGACAUAGAAAACAGAAAAAUUAAUAAGGCCACUUUCACCUGCCUCACUCAAGAACAAGACUUUCAAACUUCCCUCUCAACACUGAUGCAACCCCUCAAUUCCUGACAGCCAGGGGUGGGAAAGUUUCCAGAGAUAGGCGGCAGCCCGAUUUACCAAGAAGAGAUGAGAUGUUGUUACCCAAUAAAAAUGCCAUAAAUACGAAAUGAUGAACUACCAUGGGAAAUGAAUGGAUAGAAAAGGACACGUUGGAAUGCAGAUGGAAUCAAGGGCUUCUUGCAUGUUAGGCAAGCACAAGACAGAGCCAUACCCCAGUCCCUAUGAUUAAGAACUGUGUCAUCAAAUUAACAGAACAGAGCCAAAUCCCUGACACAGAUGAGAAUUAAAUCAGAGGAAAGUACGGAUCCUUCUAGAAACAUCCAGUUCCAUUUCUCUGGGAAAACAUCACAAAGUUCGUGUAACAGCAGGAACAUGAAGCCGCCACUCUUGGUGUUUAUUGUGUAUCUGCUGUGGCUGAAGGAUUGUCACUGUGCACCUACUUGGAACGACAAAACUGCCAUCGGUGAAAACCUGAAGAGUUUUUCUGAGGCUGGGGAGACAGAUGGAGAUGGAGAGGUGAAGAAGGCUUUGAUUGGUAUUAAGCAGAUGAAACUCAUGAUGGAAAGAAGGGAGGAAGAACAUACCAAACUAAUGACAACCUUGAAGAAAUGCAAAGAAGAAAAGCAGGGGGCUGUGAAACUCAUGAAUGAAGUUCAGGAACAUCUGGAGGAAGAAGAAAGGUUAUGCCAGGCAUCUCUGGCUGAUUCCUGGGAGGAAUGCAGGACUUGCCUGGACAGUAACUGCAUGAGAUUCUAUUCAACCUGUCAGCCUGGUUGGUCCUCGGUGAAAAAUACGGUUGAGCAGUUUUUCAGGAAGAUCUAUCAGUUUCUGUUCCCUCUCCACCACGAUGAGCACAGCCAUCUCCCCAGCAGUGAACAGCACACUCAGGAAGACGCCCAAGUGACCCACAUGGAGAAGGCGUUCCUCCAGUUGACUGCGACUGCGGAAUCCCUCUUUAACAGGAGUCUUUCCGUCUUCAAACAGAUGCAGCAAGAGUUUGACCAGGCUUUCCAAUCCGAUUUCAUGUCAGAAACCAACUUAAUGGAACCUCACCUUUUUCCAGCUUUAUCCAAAGAGCCAACAGAAAAAGCAGAUCUUGGCCAAAGCUGGGAUAUCCCCAACUUCUUCCAGCUGUUUUGUAAUUUCAGCCGCUCUAUUUAUGAAAGUCUCCGUGAAGCAGUUACCCAUACUCUGCGUGCAAUAGAAGAUUCGCCAAAACAUGACGAAGGCUCUGACCAGGGAACACAACAGGGAGGACUGAUUUCAAAGACAUUGUCUGAGCAGGACAAAGGACCGUGUGCAGAACUUGGACAAAAUUUUUCUGGAUGUUUCAGAUUACAAGAAAAAUGCCAAAAAUGUCAGGAUUACUUAUCAGAAGACUGUCCCGAUGUGGCUGACCUACACAUAGAAUUGGAUAAGGCCCUUAGACUGGUCAAUGUGUCCAAUGAGCAAUACGACCAGGUUGUCCAGAUGAUCCAGCAUCACUUGGAGGACACCAUGGAUCUGAUGGAGAGGAUGAGCCAGCAGUUUGGCUGGGUGUCUGAACUGGCAAACCAGAGCCUAGGAGCUGAGAACAUCUUUAAUUCAAUAAAGGUAAUGGCGAGAUCCAGAGCAGGAGAGCAGGCAGUUCCAAGAGCUCAUGAAGGAAAUUCUUCCAAACAAGAUGACCCAGUGGUAGAAUCAAGCAUUCUACCUUCCCCUAAGUCUGCAUUGGGGAUUCCUCUUGAAGAAAGUGCUGAGAGUUCCAACUUCAUUGACUAUGUAGUAACGAAAGUUCUUCAGCAUCUUAAGGAACGUUUUCAAACUUGGUAAGAAGAUGUAAUACAAGAAGAAUUACUUCGUCCGCUGAGACCUGAAAAUCCUGAAAUACGAUUCAGGGUAGUGCAUUAAUCCUAGUUGCAGGAAAGCAAGUUAAUUAUUUAUUAUGAAGUACUGUUAAUUUGCUUGUCUUGAAUGACAAUUUAAUAGCUAGUCAAACUGAGUUCAAAUGAAAAUGUCUUAAAAA